Molecule: messenger RNA, 1554 nt
Organism: Chiloscyllium plagiosum (whitespotted bambooshark)
Lineage: Eukaryota; Metazoa; Chordata; Chondrichthyes; Orectolobiformes; Hemiscylliidae
Gene: catip
Product: ciliogenesis associated TTC17 interacting protein
Biological process (GO): cilium organization; actin filament polymerization
Source: RefSeq, a predicted model, not a curated record
UUACGUUGUUCUUUCGUCGUUCACCGCGAAGGAGUGUGAGGUUGGUCUCCGCCAUCGGCCGUUUACCGAUUGGUGUAUUCGGUUGUCUAGGCGACUGGACCCCUUCACUAAUUGGUCGAAUAGGCUGUCUGUCAAGGGAAGCACACUGCGAGAUGUCAACAUCAGAAUUCCCAGAUUCCUCAAGAGAAUUGGCCACUGAGGCAUUAUCCUCAGGAAUAUCACCACCCUCGGGACAGCUCGGAAAUUCAGAGCUGAAAAAUUCCCCGAAUGAGCUGAAUCAUAUUGAAUCUCCGGGUAUGCCUGGAGCGUUGACAUCUCCAGUUCAGACUGUGACGGAGACCCUCUCACAAUCUUCAGGACUACUAGAGCCUUUGCCAACAGCCAAUCAAGAAGCUAUUCAUUUCCUGGCUUCGCUCGUGCCCGAGGAAUUCAACAAUAUUUACUUCACAGACUCCCUGAAGACGGUUUCUGAUGCAGGGAAAGAGAUUGGUGAAUUUACUGUCACCAUACAACCUAUCCUGUAUCAUAGUUUCCCAUGUCUUAAUAUUCAUGCCAACAGCCAUGGAACCAUUGACUCUAUCCCAUGUGGAACAUCCAUCUCAGCUUACGUCUCUCUUGAGCUUGAAACAUUGGAACAAUAUCACCAGGAGUAUAUCAAGCUGAAGGAUCAACCACUGUCGAAGAAGACGGAUAUAAAAAGAGGACCACGUGGUUAUGUUGUGACGAGGGAAGUCACAUCCAAACAGAUUGUGACAACCGAGACCUUGACCUUCAAACCAGAAGAAAUGCACGGAUUUGUGUCAGAGGCCAGUAAUCUGGCUCUUUUACGGAUCCUGGCCCAAAGAAACAAAUUCUCCGACAACAUGGUCUUUCUCUCUUUUGACAGUGACAUGAAGCUUUCUACUUCUACUUAUAUGAAUCUCGGACACAGAACAAUGAAGAUCGGGAAAGAGGAAAGGCAAGUUCUUGGCAUCCAAAGGACAAUUCACUCAGAGACAAGCGGCCCCAUGAACUGGCAGUCCAACUUCCUGUCAUCUGGGCAUUUAACAAGCAGAGUGCAAGUGGGCUCCCCAGCUACAAUGGUGCUGACCCAGUUACCUCACCUGAGAGAAGCAGAUGAAGAGGAACCUAAACCAGUCUUUGAGAAGAAGCCCUUGAUUUGGGAAGAAGACCUGCAGCUGUAUUCUAAAUUUAUUGACAGAACGGAGGCACUCAAGGCUGACUACAAUAGCUACCUAAGGCACCACCCAGAGUUGAGAUCCUUGCUGGCUGACUUCCUAGAGUUUCUCCUCCUCCGGAAACCAGAAGACGUCGUUACAUUUGCUGCAGAAUAUUUUGCCCCUUUCUCCACCUUACACACAGAACAAAACACCUUCCUGACCUCAAACAAGUCAAGCCCCUUCAAAGAACAGGGAGAUUCAAAAUGAAACGUUUGUUGAUAUACAAAUCGCUUUGCAGCCACUGACAUUUAUGUAGCACCUCAACACAUUAAAGUCGUCCAAAGUGCUUUUUACUUCACGUGCAAUUUGGCAGAAUGCCACAUGAUAUCCAAAA